AUGCAACAAUCACAGCAUAUUAUCCCUUACAUGACGAGUUCGGUUUCGUCAGAGUCCCAGCAAGCGUCCCCAGGGUACCAUCGCUUUAUUCGAAAUCCUGUUCUUUUCGGACUGGGCGUUAUGUUCCUCGAACUCGCUUUCCAGACCCCUAUCGCAUCUAUGAUAGAGUCUAUCGAUCUUCAAGAAGGUGGUGACUCAGAUUUUGUUGAAUAUUUCACGGCCCGCAGAGUGGUAGAGAAGAGCCACGCGAAGAUCAGCAAGAGCUUCAGAGACGUCACUAAACGAUGUCUGUACUGCGACUUUGGGCAUGACAGUGACUUUAAAAGUCCUGCCCUUCAGCAGGCUUUCUACAAUAAUGUCAUUACCGUUCUUGAUGGCCUUGAAGAUGUCUAUAGAGACCUUCAAGAUGGCUGA
This is a messenger RNA of Penicillium cataractarum, 414 nucleotides long. RefSeq lists its product as uncharacterized. NCBI's taxonomy places the organism in Eukaryota, Fungi, Ascomycota, Eurotiomycetes, Eurotiales, Aspergillaceae. The record is from RefSeq and is a predicted model, not a curated record. The coding region runs from base 1 to 414 and encodes 137 amino acids. The transcript has a single exon.